AUGGGUAGUCGCGGCUACAAUGAAGCGGAUGGGGCAGAGGUGCCUGAUCUGCCGCAGGUUGCCAUCUCCUUCUUGAUGUUCAUGCAACACUUUCCACUAGCUUGGCUAAGACCUCCCUACAAGAAGCCUGACACCGUCACCUUCUUUGAGGCGGAGGAGGCAGGAAAGCGUCAACUCGCAAGUCUUCUUGAUCUCCGAUUGGGUCAGCUGAAGUUUGCCAAUGCUCAGCAGCUGAAGAGUUGCUUCAAGGCACACUCAGGUCUGGAGUUAUCAUUUCUUCCUCGUCAGGUCAUCGUUUUGAUACAUCCAGAUUUGCGUCGUCUAAAGGCAACUGCUGAAAUCGUGCUCUGUCAUAGCAAGCCCCGGCGGACUCCUUGGUUUGGCACUGGAAGUCUUUCGGCAAGCGUGCUGCUGACAACAAGCUCAAUGCAGAACAAUAUGAGCUUUUUGGAGCAGCUGGACGUGCGUGGUCAGAAAGUCCGACAGUGGCCGCAGCUGGUUCAGGCCACGUGUCCCCAAUGCCGCGCCUCGAAGCCGCUUCCGGGGACGCCGCCCGCGGCCGCGGCGUGGCGUUGCAACGGCUGCCGUGGCGAUCCGGAGAAGUGCCGCGUGGCGCGGCGUGCGGCGGCCGCCUAUAGCUCCGGAGCGGUGAGAGCUAAAGGCACCUUGGAGUCGAUGUUGCUCUCCGCGAUCAAAAGAGGCCAUGCAGAAGCAGCUCUGCUUUGCGCCAAUGCUUUGGCACCUUUGGACUCCGCCGUCUUUCUGGAUGCGGCCCUGCGGGGUCGGCGGGCAGGCAUCGUCGCGACGAUCUUGAGCUUCAGCGCUGAAGAAACGCUGCCGAAGGCGUUGGGAGCUGUCGAAAGUCAUUGGCUCAACACUGGCAGAGAUUUCAGGCUGAUCCGACAGCAGUUACAGGAGGCCAGAGGUGCUUUCUUUUUGAACCCCAGAGAUGAGGCCCUCUCACAGGAUUUGACCCAACUCCUUCGGCAAGCUCCGGUUUCUUUGCCCCGGCCAGCUGUGCAGAGUGUUUGCUCCUUUGUGUUUUGCAGAGACCUCUCAGAGAACAUCCGAGGAACUCUGGUGCUGUUGGGGCUCACCGAAGGGAUGCACAUCCGAUCAUGA
Messenger RNA from Durusdinium trenchii, 1122 nucleotides. The record is from the annotation of a GenBank genome assembly. NCBI's taxonomy places the organism in Eukaryota, Dinophyceae, Suessiales, Symbiodiniaceae.